Peniophora sp. CBMAI 1063 is the source of this 540-nucleotide messenger RNA. NCBI's taxonomy places the organism in Eukaryota, Fungi, Basidiomycota, Agaricomycetes, Russulales, Peniophoraceae. The record is from the annotation of a GenBank genome assembly.
AUGCGUCACCAUCCGAAGGGCUUGAAGAGCGUUGUACUGUCCAACACCCUCUCGAGCUCGAAAGAGUAUGUUGCGUCUUUCAGAGCGAUGCAAAGAGCGAUGGGCGAAGAGGUCUGGCUUCCUAUCGAGAAGCACGAGAGGGAGGGCACCACAGAUGAUCCAGAAUACGGCAAAGCCAUCAUGACGUUCUUUGGAGAGCAUAUGUGUCGCGUCAAACCGUUCCCUAAGGAGAUCGAGUUCACGCUUUCGCAACAGGCGGGCGACGGGGAGAAGGUGUGGGCGGCCAUUCCCCUCGACAGAAGAAAGAAAUUCUUCGACGAGUGGUGUAUCGACGACCGGAUCCACCUCAUGAACGUGCUAGCGCUCUUGAUCAACGGCGAAUUUGACUACAUGACGGAUGUCGUCUGCGGCCCUUUCCUCUGGAAUAUGGAUAGAGUCAAGUGGGUGAAGUUCGCUCACUCCUCGCAUACACCGAUGUGGGAGGAGCGCGAGAGGUACAUGGAUGUCGUUGGCGAUUUCCUGAGGGGUGUAGAACAGUGA